Fusarium coffeatum is the source of this 918-nucleotide messenger RNA. RefSeq lists its product as uncharacterized. The record is from RefSeq and is a predicted model, not a curated record. The coding region runs from base 1 to 918 and encodes 305 amino acids. The transcript has a single exon. Lineage: Eukaryota; Fungi; Ascomycota; Sordariomycetes; Hypocreales; Nectriaceae.
AUGUGCACCCCUACCGUAUUUGUCAGUGGAGCGACAGGUUGCCAGGGAGGUGCCGUCACCCGUUAUCUUCGAUCUAAAGACGUGCCCGUACGAGCCCUUGCCCGCGACCAUACUUCAGCCAAAGCCAAAGAACUCGACUCAAUUGGGGUGAAACUUAUUCCCGGAGACUAUGACAACCAGGAUGCACUCGAGGAAGCCAUGCAAUGCUGUACAGCUCUCUUUCUGGUCCUCAUGCCGGAUUUCACAGACCUCACUGCGGAAAAGCGAUGGGCUACCAACAUCUUCAACGCUGCCAGAGCAGCUGGCGUUAAGCAUGCCAUCUACUCAAGUGGUUUCGGCGCAGAUAAUCCAAACAACUUGACGUUGUUAGAGACAGGGAGUUUUGUGGAUACAGUCAUGCGAAAUAAGAACGCCAUUGAGGAGAAGACCCGUAACGCGGGCUUCGAAUACUGGACGAUCUUGCGUCCUGGUUUCUUCAUGGCCAACUUUGUCGAGCCGUUUGUCAAGAUGUAUCCUCGUCUCGUUGAUGAAGGAGUUUGGGCGACUGCUCUCACUCCUGCGACCAUUCUGCCCCUGACUGAUACUGUCACUAUUGGGAGGGUCGACGGCGAAGCUUUUCUGGAUCCGAAGCGGUUCCACGAAAAGGAGAUUACGUAUGCUGACGACUGGCUUGAUCCAGAGACCAUUCUGCACUCCCUGUCCCAAGCAACAGGCAGGGAGCUCACAGCCGAAUACCUUUCAGAUGAAGAUGUUGAGAAACAGAAACCUGCCAAUCCCUUCAUUGCUGGUCAACUUUGUAUGCGAGAUAUGGCCAAGUUGGCAACGAAAGAGGCGACAGAAACAUGGCGAAUUCCUCUAAGCACCCUUGAUCACUUUUUAGGAAGAGAGAAGGAAGUUGUCCACGAGACUUACCGCUAG